Molecule: messenger RNA, 565 nt
Organism: Rubroshorea leprosula
Lineage: Eukaryota; Viridiplantae; Streptophyta; Magnoliopsida; Malvales; Dipterocarpaceae
Source: the annotation of a GenBank genome assembly
CUCUCCUUCCUCUGGUCUUUUUCUUUUUAACCUUUGCCAAAUCAGAUCUGGAAAGAUGAAACCAGGAGCCUUCGCGCUUGGUUCAUCGCGAACCCAGCUCCUGGGUUCGUCGCGACGAUUAAGCUCUGCGAUUGGUGCCAAAGCGAAGAAAGAAAUGCAAAGAACAGUAGCAGUUCGAAGCCAUUGUCGGCUGGAAGCGGAACGUUGCUGGAAUCACAAACAGACCCGAGUAUUCCGGCGAAAAAAUCAAGCAACAAGAUCGCAAAGUGAGCGCCACCGAGAAGCAGGGAAAGAACAUCGGCCCUCCGUCUCCCUGCCGCACUACUCGCAGUACAAGCUUCUCAAGGAUGUGAUGUGCUAGCUGUUUACCUCACUGUUACAGACUUGGGAAUUUAGAGAAAAAUAAAAAAAUAAAAACCUUUUUGUGUGUUCAUAGUUAAUCAGAACUUAAUUAGAAUCAGCAUCUGUUUACUAUAGAAGCCUUCUUUUUUUGAUAUGUUUUUCAGUAAGGGGAUUUCAAACUUGUUCUGUUGGUUUGGUGCGAAUCGGUAUUGCAGUUUUUUUU